This is a messenger RNA of Octodon degus (degu), 2134 nucleotides long. RefSeq names its product cilia and flagella associated protein 52 (gene Cfap52). Gene Ontology annotation, biological process: cilium assembly. The coding region runs from base 43 to 1908 and encodes 621 amino acids. The transcript has 14 exons. Gene Ontology annotation, molecular function: protein binding. The record is from RefSeq and is a predicted model, not a curated record. NCBI's taxonomy places the organism in Eukaryota, Metazoa, Chordata, Mammalia, Rodentia, Octodontidae.
AGUUCGUACUGGAAGAGUUUGUGAGCCGAGCACCUCUCGGCGAUGGGUGAGGAAAUUUCACCCGAGACCGAAGAGGUGGCAGAGCUGCAACUUGAUGCUGUGAUUGGCUUCAAUGGACAUGCUCCCAAUGGGCUCAAAUGCCAUCCUGACCAGGAGCAUCUGAUUUAUCCCCUGGGUUGUACAAUACUCAUUCAGGCAAUAAAUACUCAAGAGCAGAAUUUCCUACAUGGUCAUAGCAACAAUGUCUCCUGUUUGACCAUCUCCAGGAAUGGGGAUUACAUUGCCUCUGGGCAGGUCACGUUUAUGGGGUUCAAGGCAGAUAUCAUUUUAUGGGAUUAUAAGAAAAGAGAGCUGAUUGCGCGGCUGUCACUUCACAAGGGCAAAAUUGAAGCUCUGGCCUUUUCACCCAACGAUCUGUAUCUGGUAUCCCUAGGAGGCCCAGAUGAUGGAAGCGUGGUGGUGUGGAGCAUAGCCAAGCGAGAUGCUAUCUGUGGCAGCCCUGCCGCUGGCCUCAAUGUUGGGAAUGCCACCACCGUGGUCUUCUCAAGGUGCCGGGAUGAGAUAUUUGUCACUGCUGGAAAUGGGACAAUUCGAGUGUGGGAACUGGAUCUUCCAAAUAGAAAGAUCUGGCCAACUGAGUGCCAAACAGGACAGAUGAAAAGAAUAGUUAUGAGUAUUACAAUGGCUGAUGAUGACAGCUUUUUCUACCUUGGCACCACAACUGGAGAUAUUCUGAAAAUGAACCCCAAGACAAAGCUGCUGGCAGACACGGGGCCCAUGAAAGACAAGUACAGUUUGGGAGUGUCAGCCAUCAAAUGCCUGAAGAUGGGGGGUUUGUUGGUGGGCUCUGGAGCUGGACUGCUGGUCUUUUGUAAAAGUCCGAGCUAUAAACCUGCCAAGAAGAUUCAGUUGCAAGGUGGCAUCACUUCUAUCACCCUUCGAGGAGAAGGACACCAGUUUUUUGUAGGAACAGAAGAAUCACACAUUUAUCGGGUUAGCUUCACAGAGUUCAAAGAGACUCUCAUUGCUACGUGUCACUUUGAAGCUGUCCAGGACAUCAUCUUUCCAUUCAGCACCACUGAGCUCUUUGCCACCUGUGCCAAGAAAGACAUCAGGGUGUGGCACACCAUGUCCAACAGGGAGCUGCUGCGGAUCACUGUGCCCAACAUGACCUGCCAUGCCAUCGAUUUCAUGAGGGAUGGCAAGAGCAUCAUUUCAGCAUGGAAUGAUGGUAAAAUCCGGGCCUUCGCCCCUGAGACCGGCCGACUGCUGUACGUCAUUAGCAAUGCUCACAGGAUCGGAGUGACUGCCAUCGCCACCACUAGCGACUGUAAAAGGGUCAUCAGCGGUGGUGGGGAAGGGGAGGUGAGGGUAUGGCAGAUAGGCUGCCAAACCCAGAAGCUGGAGGAGGCCCUGAAGGAGCACAAAUCCUCUGUGUCCUGCAUUCGGGUGAAGAAGAACAACGAGGAGUGUGUCACGGCCAGCACGGACGGCACCUGCAUCAUUUGGGACCUGGUGCGUCUUAAGAGAAAUCAGAUGAUCCUGGCCAACACCUUAUUCCAGUGUGUGUGUUAUCACCCCGAAGAGUUCCAGAUCAUCACUAGUGGGACAGAUAGAAAGAUUGCUUACUGGGAAGUAUUUGAUGGGACAGUUAUCCGAGAGUUGGAGGGUGCCUUAUCUGGCUCAAUAAAUGGUAUGGAUAUUACACAGGACGGAGCAUACUUUGUCACAGGUGGAAAUGACCAUCUGGUCAAAGUCUGGGAUUACAACAAGGGUGAGGUGACUCAUGUUGGGAUGGGGCACAGCGGCAACAUCACUCGUGUCCGGAUAAGUCCAGGAAAUAAGUACAUUGUGAGCGUAAGUGCCGAUGGGGCUAUUCUCCGAUGGAAGUACCCCUAUGCCUCUUAAGCUGCCAGGACCUCCACUGUGCUGUGUGCGGUUCUGCGGACUGACUUUGGAUAUUCCAACGCUAGCCUUCAUGUCUCACCUCUCACUUUUGGCUCUUUGGUCAAAAUGUUUUAUCUCUAGAUUUCUCCUUUCUAGAACACAUCUUGUUUUCUUAAACUGUACCUUUAAAAAAAGAACAAUUUUUUUCUAAAUCUAUACUUUAAAAUUGAAAUAUGCUCAAGAAUAA